UUUAAUUUUUUACUUAUUAUAUUUUAAUUUUAAAAUGCAUCAACGAGCGAAAUUAACAUGUCCGGAUAUUUGCCCCACAUCGAACAAACACGAGCAAACUCAGCAACGUAAAGAGGAGCGGAAAGGCAGCUAUGGUAACCCAGACGCUUCUCCCUAUGUGCCCGGGAGGAUAAAGCCUCCCGAACUCAGGGUACACGACCCUGAUGCUCCACCCAAAUAUCUGCCUCAGAGCAUCGACACCGUCAGCGGAGAUAUCCUUAGAAUGGGACCCAUAGGACCCUGGGCUGCUGGCCAUCUAGACUGGUCGCCUCACGCUGGUACUACUGGUGUUAGACCAGUCGUAGACAAAUACUCUAUAACAAGAUAUUCCACUGGUGAAUGGAGGAAGAACAACGCCAAAAAAUUGACUCCAACUGUCCUAGACAAGGCAACACUUUUAGAAAAACGUACGAAAGAGGAUACGGAGAAAACGUUUCGUGGCAUAGACGAUAAAUUGGAUGAGUCGAACAAAAUGAUAGACAAAAGAGUAAAAGAUUUAUCUCAUUGGAAAAACGAAGUAAGAAAGGCAGUAGAUGCGAUUGCUAAUGAAAUAGAAAUAUUAGAACAGUAUAGAGUGCGUCUCAAAGGUGCUAGCAGAAUUUUGAUGAUUCCAGAAUCUAUAUCCAGGGAAUGUCUGGAACUACGAACACACCGACAUGAACCCGACCAAGUGAGAGAUGAUGCUGAACAAGAAUUAAUAACAGAAGUAUCAAUCGUAGGUGAAAUUCGAAGAAUAUUUCAGAAUACUCUAAAUAAAGUGGAAACUCAAAUGAUGAAACUUAAAGCUGCAAAAGCAUCUGUAGAAAUGGAUUGGAGCGAUAAGAAGAUAAGUUUGAAAAUCGAUAAACUUAACUCUAAGCUGACUCCAGACUCUACUUUAGUCCUAUAUCAUCCGGGAGUAGCGAGAUGGCCGGAGAAUGCCACCUCGCUCGAAUACUGGAAACAUUUUUGCUCGGAGAGUAUUAGAAACUGUGACGAAGCUAGGAUAGAAUCCAAGGAGCUAAGAAACGAUUUAAUGACAGCUAUCGUAAAAGGAAGCCAGGAUCUAAAGAAGCAGGCUGACAGAACGAAUGCAGCUCUCGCAGACACUAUAGAAACAACGGAGGCGUUGUGUGAAAAGCUCGAGGAAUGUCUUAAAGAGAAUUUGCAAAAGAUAGCAGAUAUUGAAAAUUUAAUCGAUAAUAUAAAAGAAUCGUUGCGAGAGGUGGAUAGAAGGAACAAGUGCGUGAUGACGAGACUACACGCUAGGAACUACGAGCGCCCGAACGUUGAGAACUGUAGGGACGAAGCGCAGCACGCGUUGAUGUCAGAGGUAAAGUUCAUCAAGGAAUCGAAUGCCAACUUACUCGAGAGACUUCGGGAUGCGGAAUUCGUAAGACUGGAGCUGAUUAAAAGGAGAGGAGACUUGGAGAAGGAUAUAGCCUGCAAAAGGAAGAGUUUGAAUAUUGACAGAGAUAGAUGCGGCAGGAUCAGGGCUCACAUACCUUCGCCGGAGGAGUUUGAAGCUGCUACUUAACUUUUUUACGACUUUGGUUUAAUUUUAUUGCCGUUGUAUUCGAAAUUAAAAGUUGCUUUGUAAGACA
Messenger RNA from Aricia agestis (brown argus), 1622 nucleotides. RefSeq names its product tektin-4-like (gene Tektin-A). Gene Ontology annotation, cellular component: microtubule cytoskeleton; nucleus. NCBI's taxonomy places the organism in Eukaryota, Metazoa, Arthropoda, Insecta, Lepidoptera, Lycaenidae. The record is from RefSeq and is a predicted model, not a curated record. The coding region runs from base 35 to 1555 and encodes 506 amino acids. Gene Ontology annotation, biological process: cilium assembly; cilium movement involved in cell motility. The transcript has a single exon.